AUGGCAAGAGAGAACACCUUCAAGGAAGAGCUCAACACCCAGCAUCCUUCCUGGAUCUUGAACCAGCAUGAGGCAGCACAACGUCCCCAUUCCUGGACUCUAGAGAUGCUGUUACGCAGAUUGAAGGCCAGAGGAGCCAAGCAGGAUGACAAGUUUGCCAACGUCCUGGAAGCAGUGGGGGAAUUUGGCACAUUCCAGCGGAGGCUGGUGGCCCUCACCUUCAUCCCCAACAUCCUGUCAGCCUUCUUCAUGUUUGCUGACAUCUUCGUGUUCACAGCCCAGAAGCCCUAUUGCAAUACCAGCUGGAUACUGGCAGUGGGCCCCAACCUGUCAGAGGCUGAACAGAUGAAUCUGACCCUGCCCCGAGAACCCAAUGGCAGUUUCCUGACAUGCCUCAUGUACUUGCCUGUGGCCUGGGAUCUGGAUUCUAUCAUCCAAUUUGGCCUCAACCGCACAGAGUCAUGCCAAGAUGGGUGGAUCUAUCCUGAGACCAACAAGCGAUCACUGAUCAAUGAGUUUGACUUGGUGUGUGGCAAGGAACCGAACACAGAAACCGUGCAGACCAUGUUCUUGGUGGGCCUCCUGAUAGGGUCUCUCAUCUUCGGGUUCAUAAGUGACAAGCUGGGCCGCUACCCCACCAUCCUGCUGUCACUGCUGGGGAUGAUCAUCUUUGGCUUCGGAACUGCCUUUGUCAACAGCUUUCACCAGUAUCUGUUCUUCCGCUUUGGCGUGUCCCAGGCCUUGGUGGGCUAUGCCAUCAGCAGCGUGUCUCUAGCCACGGAGUGGCUAGUGGGCGAGCACCGGGCCCACGCCAUCAUCCUGGAACACUGCUUUUUCGCUGUGGGGGUCAUGUUCCUGACGGGGCUUGCCUACAGCCUUCCCCACUGGCGGCUGCUGUUUCUGGUGGGCGGGGCACCUGUAUUCCCCCUCGUCUUCUAUAUCUGGAUUCUCCCAGAGUCCCCGCGGUGGCUGAUGAUGAAAGGGAAGGUGGAGGAGUCCAAGCAGGUGCUGUGCUAUGCAGCUGGUGUGAACAAAAAGACCAUCCCUUUAAGUCUGCUGGACAAGCUGCAGCUGCCCGGAAAGAAGGUGACUAAGGCCUCUGUCCUGGACUUCUAUAACAAUAGGCACCUCCGCAAGGUGACCUUGGUGGUGGGCUGUGUGUGGUUUACUGUUGGUUACAGCUAUUUCACACUGAGCCUCAAGCUGAAGGAUUUUGGUGUGAACAUACACUUCAGACAGGUGAUUCCUGGCAUCAUGGAGGUGCCCGCCCGGCUGUGCUGUAUCUUUCUCCUCGAGCAGAUCGGGAGGAAGUGGAGCCUGGUUGUGACUCUCUUACAAGGCAUCAUCAUCUGCUUGCUUAUCCUUAUCCUCCCCUCAGAGUGGAAAUCCGUGAUGGUCUUGAUGGUCGUGUUCGGAGAGUUCAGCAUGGCUGCCUUGGUCACCGUGUUCUUCAUCUAUACUGCAGAGCUCCUCCCCACUGUCCUCAGGGCGACAGGUCUGGGGCUGGUGUCUCUGGCCUGGGCGGCUGGAGCCAUCUCGUCCCUGAUGCUCAUCAGGCAGAACCUCACCCUCCUACCCAUCUUUCUCUGCUGCAUCUCAGCUACCCUGGCCUUGUCCCUCUGCCCCCUGCUGCCGGAAACACAAGAUCGGCCCCUUUCUGAUAGCCUGGAGAACUAUCCCCCACAGUCAAGGAUCACGAGCGAGGAUAUGAUGUCUAACGAUAUGUUAUGCGAUGAUGUGACUGAGGAAGUGGCGAAGAACACCAUUCUCAAUGCCAUGAUGCCGAAAUUGGACAUAGAUGUCCUCUCCUCCUCAUCACAGUCCAGAAAAGAGGAAGCAGGCAGACGGGAUGAAUGA
Molecule: messenger RNA, 1857 nt
Organism: Diceros bicornis minor
Lineage: Eukaryota; Metazoa; Chordata; Mammalia; Perissodactyla; Rhinocerotidae
Gene: SLC22A14
Product: solute carrier family 22 member 14
Exons: 10
Coding region: 1-1857 (618 amino acids)
Biological process (GO): transmembrane transport
Cellular component (GO): membrane
Molecular function (GO): transmembrane transporter activity
Source: RefSeq, a predicted model, not a curated record